UCGGGCUCCGCAGCUGGCGACUUGAGUUCCGCGGCUGUUGUGACGGUUGCUGCGGCUCUGCGCCCAGGAUCCGGAUGGAGGCGGCACGGGAUCCAGGUCGGGGACUGUGCUGCAAGCCCGGGGGGCGUCUGGACAUGAGCCACGGCUUCGUACAUCACAUCCGCCGGAACCAGAUCGCUCGGGACGACUACGACAAGAAGGUGAAGCAGGCCAAAGAGAAGGCGAGGAGGCGCCACACACCCGCUCCCACGCGGCCCCGCAAGCCAGACCUGCCGGUGUACCUGCCGCGUCACCGAGAUGGCUCUGCCCACCUAGUCAACCCAGACUGUGAAGAGUCGGGGGAAAGCAGCAGUACUGGAAGCUCUGAGCUGGAGCCUUCUGGCCGCCAGCUCUUCUGCUUAGAAUAUGAGGCAGACAGUGGAGAGGUCACAUCAGUCAUUGUGUAUCAGGAUGAUGACCCCAGAAGGGUGACUGAGGAAGUAUCAGCACAUUCACCUCUGGACCCAGCCAUGCGAGAGGCCCUCAGACUGCGCAUCCAGGAAGAGCUUGCAAAGCGCCAGAGCCAACACUGACCAGCUUGAAGGCAUUCAGGCAGGACUCACUGCACUUGGCAGAAUUUUGCCCAGGGAGCUCACCUCUAGUUUGAGGGUACCAGGACCAGUCUAUAUGAUCUUCAGGGAUCCUUGUCCUCCCUCUCCAAGCUGCUGUAACCACAAGGGGGUUGCAGGACCACAUCUGGCCUACCUCCCAACAGCCAUUGUUUCUUGUGUAUUGGCCCAUUUGUCUGACCUAACAUUCUGGAAUUUUAUGGACAGUUUUGGCUAACUUGGUGUUUUGGGAGCAGAGAGUUCAAGGAGAACCAGGGCUUAUGAAACCUUUGCCCAUGUGCUGCUAUCUUGAUGAGGUUAUUUGCCAGGCCCUUUCCUGAGCCAUAUUUGAUAUUUUGUGGUUCUUUGAUGUUCUACUUUCAUCCACCCAGCUUCCCCUAGACCAGUUGUCAGUUUUCCUUUCUCCUAUCUUUUGCCAUGGGUAGAAUCCAUUUCCUCCACCCUCCCAACAUGACUGUUUCUCGACCACUCAGGAAUUUGGAAGUGGGGAUUCUGGGAGCCUGCUUUCCUACCAAGUUCUCCAAGUAAUUUUGAUGCCAAUAAAGCAGGAGAACUUUGUUUUUGAGGCCUAUUUGGGAACAUAUCUCCUUCCCCUUCCAUGACUUUCCCAAACUGCUCAUAUGCCCCACUGCUUUUGACUGUGUAGACGUCUGUGUAGGAGACCUAGGAAGAAGAUGCUGAGCUAAGCUUCAGUUAUCUGUUGAAAAACCUUCCUGCUGGGAGUGGUGAUGCACACCUUUAAUCCCAGCACUCAGGAGGUAGAAGCAGGCAGCUCCCUGUGAGUUCAAGACUAGCCUGGAACAGAGGGAGUUACAGGACAGACAGACAGGGCUCUGAAGAGAGACCCUGUCUCAAAUGGCUAGGUCUACCAAAUUCACUCCCCAGCUAUAAACAGAAUAUACCAUCUGCUCAGACUAGAGGGGAAUUAUCAAAACAAAUUUGAAAAUAACUCUCCAAUUAUGGCUUAACAGUCUUGAAUUACUGAAGUUGGGAAAGUUGACAAUAGGUAUAAUUGCCUUUGGGGGAGGUGGCCUGUAGUUGCAAAAAGAGAGUCCUAAAGAACAUAAUAGAUGAAGUGAUAUGAUCACUUCUUCACCCGAUGCUUUCCUACCUCCCCAGAUUAUAUCUGAGCAUGGUUAUGCACACUUGUAACCCCAGGGGGCCAAAGUAGGAAGAUUGCUGCAAGUUAAAGUCCAACCUAAGUUGUUUCAAGAAAAAAAAAAUGUAACUUAGGUCCUCUGGGUAAAGAUCUCCAGACAUAGCAGUUUUCCAACAGGGGACGUUUUCCAACACAAGAUUAGGCUAAGGUCUGAAGUCCACAACACAUCCUGUGCACAGGAAUUCAGAGGCACUAGGAUUUCCAGGAAAUGAGCCUAACUUGAGCAGCUUGAAAUGUGAGUUGUAAAAGAGCCUGUGAGCACAGAGACUGCCUACAACCAGACCCUCUGCCCCGGGGGUUUCUACACAAGGCUCUCAAGACCCUCAUUCUAGCGAUCAGCUCAGUAGUUUUUAAGGAUACUUAGGGGCUGCUGGGUUUUAUCCCACUCCGAUGAAAACAGAUGUAAUGGGGUUGGGCAUCUUGAUGUCAUUAAAACAGUAAGUCACAGCUUGCCAUGCAGAGGAAUUCUGGGGCAGUGAGUUAGGUGGUAAGUUAGAAGGGCCUGGUUGUGGGUGUGACUGGGGACCUAAAUGCUCUAGACCCAGAGAGCUGAUCCCAGGGUUAAGUGCCUUAAGCAUGUUGGUCCUAAGCCCAGUUCUGCUGUCAAAGGAAAGCGCCUUUCCCCUGCACUUGCGCACAUGUGCUGUCAGUGCCUUUGGACCUGCAUGGUUAAAUUCCAUCCAGAACCUCCAGGGUGAAGGAGGUUCUGCCAAACUCCAUGCUCUUCAUCCAGCAGGUCAUUUUAGUCUCCAGUUAAUCAGUCCUUUUCUGACUUGAAACACAGGAUUCACUGGAACUCUGGCUGCUUUGGGGGGUUUGCGUUCUUAGAGCUUUCUUUCCUAUUUCCUGGUUCAGUUAUUGAACUUAGAAAAAAAGACCUGAAGAGGAAUCUGAGGACCCAGCACCUAAAAAUUUGCCUCUAAUCCCAUUUCUUGGAAAAGGAAGAAAGAGAAGAACACAGCAUUCAGUGUAGUCCUUUUAUGUGUUUAUAUGAGCCUCACAAAGACCUCAGAAGGGUGACUGAUAGAAACUCCUCUCAGCCUUUUUCCCAGAAGCAUUUUGCUUAUCGGGUGUAUGAAAGAUUUUCUAGCCAAGAAAGCCUUCUUGAUUCUUAGCUUAUUUGUCCUAAAGCUGCAGACCUGCACUUAACAGAAAGCCGUCAUUCUGAGCCAGCCUGUCGGAGCUGCUGCUGUUUCUCCAGCACCCCUGAAGUGCCGGGGGCUGCGUCUUCAGCCUCAUAGCUUGGCUACGUCACUCUCAUCUCCUCUGGGGUCCAUGGUAGUACUGUUCAGUUCAUUUGGCAGACCUGCUUCUAGAUGUCUUACAGCCAUAGUGAGCUCUCAGAACUGUGCCGUGCUGUGGCACAGUAGAAGCAGUGUGCUAUAAGCAGAACUUAACAGCAACUGCUUCAGGGUCAGCACUCAUUUGAGUAGAUAAGGUCUUGGCUGUCUUUUUUUUUUUUUUUUGGUGGGAGUGGGGGAGAAUACGGGGGGCAAGGGAGGCUGGGUCAGGUAGGAGAGCACAUGCCUGUAAUUCCAGCAUCUGAGGCUGAGGUGAAAGGAUUGCCAUAUAACCAGGCAUGGUGGCAUAUACCAUUAAUCCCAGCACUUGGGAGGCAGAGACAGAAAGGUCUCUGCGUUUGAGGCCAGCCUGGUCUACAUAGCAAGUUCCAUGACAGGCCGGACUAUGUAGAGAAACCCUGUCUCAACUCCCCAUGUUAAACCCCCCUCCCAAAAAAAAAAAAGCCUUGAGUUUGAGGCUAGCUUGAACUACAGACCUUGUAUCAAACAAAAAGUCUCAUUCCUACUCUCUGUGGAAUGUUUAUUCCCCUCAGUUCUUAACUAGAAUUAAGCCCAUAUUUCACAGUUUUGUAAUUCCUGAGUCAGAGUUUAUGAAAUUCGUGAGAGAGCUGGUUUUGCAAGGGGCCUUAGGCUAUGCAAGUAGAAAUGAUAAAGCUGGAGUUGCAGCCCUCUGGCAAGCAUGAAAGUCUCUGAAGAGUAUAGUGCAGGAAGGGAAAAGAUACAAAAUGUAUAUGAUGUGAGUAGUAUAUGGUCCGCUACAGUCCAGCCAUGGUGGGUCUAGUCAAUGUGGAAGAACAUCCCAUCUCUUUGGUCAUCUGGGGUGUACUACUAACUAGAUCAACCCAGAUAGCUUGAACCCCUUUGGGGUAAGUAUGCCAACCUGCUGUGUGUUUGACAAGGUCUGAAUGGCAGGGUGGUGCUUCCCAGACAACCCAAACUUAAAUGAGACCUUUGUGUGAAGGACAGAUGACUUUCCUACCUCUGAGAUUUUGGGGAAUCUUGUGGAAUGUUGACAGUUAUUUGAAACCUUAAUUCAGUUAUAUUCCUAUCCUAUCCCUGGGAGCCCUAGGCAUCCAGCCCAGAUUUCCAUAGGAGCUGGAGUGAAACUACAAGUGAGAACUUUCUAGUAAAGGGCUCCUCUUCCCAGAGCCAACCAAACAAGAGUCUGGGAGUGGUGGUGAACAGUUGAAGAAACUCAGACAGGAGGAGCACUGUCCAUUCGAGAACUGCCUAAACUAUACAGCAAAAAACAAAGCAAAACCACAUAGGAGUGUACCAGCUGUGUGGUGCUAAACAGAAAAAGCCAUACAUUCUCAUUUCCGGUGUUUCUGUAUAAAUAAAAUGAAUUAUGAAAAUUGUU
Microtus oregoni (creeping vole) is the source of this 4428-nucleotide messenger RNA. It is a transcript of the gene CUNH2orf68, whose product is annotated as chromosome unknown C2orf68 homolog. The coding region runs from base 75 to 572 and encodes 165 amino acids. The transcript has 4 exons. The record is from RefSeq and is a predicted model, not a curated record. Lineage: Eukaryota; Metazoa; Chordata; Mammalia; Rodentia; Cricetidae.